UGUAACGUGGUCACAUUUGAUCGUACCACUGUGAUGCACAAACCAAAGAAGGGCAAUUUAACGAGGGCGGUACUGUUCUGAAUGAGACUGUGAAGUGAACACUGUUGGUAUGCAGUUCUGAGAGAAGUGCUGUUUCAGCAUCAAAUCUGACAGGAACUAACCUCUUCUGACUUGCCAGACUCUGAAUACCUCACAACGACCAGAUAGAGACACAUAUCCUUCCUGUUCACAUUGGAUUAAAACCAAUUUUCAAAGGCUGUCACUGGAUAUGUGGUCCCCCAGAACCAGCAGCAGAAAGUCACUUUGAAGAGGCAUUGCUUUCUACUUGGUCCUGGCUCAGGCCGAAGUAACCCAUCACAAGGAGAAGCUUGCAUCAGUCAAGUUUCCCAUUGCUUCAGGAUGGUGGACUGGGAUUGGUGGGUCACCCUGCGUGAUCCCAGAGACAUCAUGGCAAAGCACCCCACACUAAUCCUCAAUGAGAUUGUCUUCUAUGUCCUGGCCCUCUUGAGCCUGAAGCACGCAGCCCGGAAUGGAGGAAGAUGGAAGUAUUUAUGGCUGGCGACCAUCAUUCAUGGACUGACGACAGAGUCUGUUUCCUACUUUGUACCUGGCAUUGAUAACUUCUGGCACGCGCAGAGUUCCGUAAUGUUUCUCGGCAAACGUCUGCCACUCCACAUCAUCUUUUUCUAUCCCGUUAUUAUCUACCAGAGUUACGCUGCUGUCAGCUGCCUUGGGUUACCAUUUUGGGCAGAACCAUUUGCUGUCGGACUUGGUGAUCUAUUGAUUGAUCUUCCAUAUGACAUCAUGGGCAUCAAACUACUUUGGUGGACUUGGCAUGACACGGAUCCCAACAUUUAUGAUAGACACUACUGCGUACCCUGGACCUCCUACAUCUUCCACAUGUCAUUCGCCUGUUGCUUUGUGUUCCUUAUGGAGCUGGGCAGGAAAACAAUUACUGGGAAUGUCUCCAAAGCUAUAUCGUCUGGGAUUGUCAAGGAGAUGGCAGUGGCCUUGCUGGCUGGAAUCUUUACAUUUCCCUUGGCAGUUCUGACUCAGUUUGUGCCUCUGUAUCAUAUUCCACAUGACAUUUAUAAAAUACACACAGAGAACAUUGUGAUGGUGCAGCUGGCCAUCUACAUUUUUAUUGUGUGGAAUGCAGAUCGGAAUGGACCUCGGGAUGAACCGAGCAGGAUUGUCAGUGUGUCCUGGUUGCACCAUGAAGCGGGGCAGGGGAUCCUUCUCAACUCCCUCUUCUUCCUCCUCCUUGUCACCAUGGCCAAACCAGAGCAGCAGGUUUCUGUUGGGCUCCAUCAGACCCUGGGCCCCUGCAAUGUAUCCGAAGCGCUGACCUCGGUGCUGGGUCAGACCCUGUACAGGCAUGCAUAUCUUUGUGCUGGUGACUAUGUUGAGGGUACGUUUGACUGGCACUGCCUGCCCGGGGCUGAGCCCCCACCAGAUGGCACAGAAUGGUAUCCCAUUUGCGGCACCCCGUUCUAUCACCACGCUGAGUACAUCUACACAGUGUCUGCCUUCUGUCUGCUUGGCAUUGCCUUUUAUUGGACUGUACUCAGACGGUGGGCUCAGCCUGCCAAGAGGGUGAAGUAUGACUAAUAGCCACACAGGAGAUCAGCAAAGCAAGUGAAAUAGUAUUGGGUUGCAUGGGACGUUGUGGAGCCAGAGAAAGAAGCUGUUUCUUUUGGACAACCGAUGUUAUGUAUAUUCAUAGAAUCCAUACAGUGUGGAAGCAGGCCACUCAGCCCAUCAUGUCUGCACCAAUCCUCUAGAGGACAUCCCACCCCAUACCUUAUCCCCAUAACCCUGCAUUUCCCAUGGCUAACUCACCUAGUCUGCACAUCCCUGAACAUUACAGGCAAUUUAGCACAGCCAAAUCACCUAACCUGCACAUUUUUGGACUGUGGGAGGAAACUCACACAGAUACAGGGAGAACAUGCAAACUCCACACAGUCACCCGAGGGUGGAAUCAAACCCGAGCCCCUGGCACUGUGAGACAGCAGUGCUAACCACUGUGCCACCGUGCCAGCCUCAUUUUGGGACAUUGCUCCCGGGAGAUUUAAUUUCACAUCUCUGUGAAUGACUCAUCAGACUGUCUAGAGAGGUUGGUAAACAUGAUCAUUUUGUUAUGGAUGGAGACGUUAGCCCCACCCAUGAGAACUGGCAGUGUGAUUAUAAUGUUGCCAACGUAUGCAGGCCUUUCUGCCAUAAUACUGAGCUGAGCCCACUUGCCCAGGACUACUGCUGGUGACACCUCUCCCCUUCUCCCCACUUCCCACCUCUCAACCCACCCCAGUACUACACAGAAUUGGGACAGACCCUCCAAAAUGUAGGGUGGCUGGGUUUCCAGGAGUGAUACCACACAGGAGAAAUUUUGGCCCACUGAGCUCCAAUCCCUUCCAGAGUCACCUCAGAGUACAAUGGGAUUUGGUCAGAUGGGUCAAUGGCACGAGGAGUGGCAGAUGGAGUUUAAUGUAGACAAAUGUGAAGUGCUGCACUUUGGAAAGGCAAAUCAGGGUAGGACGUAUACACUUAAUGGUAAAGUCCUGGGGUUUGUUGCUGAACAAAGAUACUUUGGAGGGCAGGUUCAUUGUUUAUUGGAAGUUGAGCCACAGGUAAACAGGAUAGUGAGGAAGGUGUUUGGUAUGCUUACCUUUAUGGUCAGUGCAUUGAGUAUAGGUGUUGGGAGGUCAUGUUGUGGCUGCUUUGGACAUUGGUUAGGCCACUAGUGGGAUACUGCAUUCAGUUCUGGUCUCCCUGCUAUAGGAAGGAUGUUGUGAAACUUGAAAGGGUUUAGAAAAGAUUUACAAGGAUGUUGCCAGGGUUUGAAGGUUUGAGCUGAUUAGACCAGGGUUAUUUUCCCUGAAACAUCAGAGGAUGAAAGGUGACCUUAUAGAGGCUUAUAAAAUCAUGAGGUGCAUGGAUAGGGUGAAUAGACAAGAUAAGGGUGUGGGAGUCCAAAUCUAGACAGCAUAGGUCUAAAGUGAGAGGAGAAAGAUUUAAAGGGGACCUAAGGGUCAACUUUUUCUUAAAGUGUGGUGUGUGUCUGAAAUGGGCUGCCAGGCAAAGUGGUGCCUGAUUCAGUUACAACAUCUAAAAGACAUUUGGAUGGGUUUAUGAAUAGGAAGGGUCCAACUGCCGACUAAUGGGUCUAGGGUCUGUUUCCAUGCUGUACCACUCUAGGACUUUAUGAGUUGUCCUCUGAAACUGUUUCUUCCCAUAAUGCUCCAUUGGAGAAUUCAUUUCAUUUGCAAGUUUGUAUUGAAUCUUCUUCCACCAGCCUUUCAGGCACUGUAUUCCAGAUGGUGACAACUCACCGAGAAAAUAAAACUGAAUCGCCUUCC
Messenger RNA from Stegostoma tigrinum, 3356 nucleotides. RefSeq lists its product as uncharacterized. The transcript is spliced from 8 exons. Bases 400 to 1611 code for a protein of 403 amino acids. NCBI's taxonomy places the organism in Eukaryota, Metazoa, Chordata, Chondrichthyes, Orectolobiformes, Stegostomatidae. The record is from RefSeq and is a predicted model, not a curated record.